This is a messenger RNA of Harpia harpyja (harpy eagle), 1050 nucleotides long. RefSeq lists its product as uncharacterized. NCBI's taxonomy places the organism in Eukaryota, Metazoa, Chordata, Aves, Accipitriformes, Accipitridae. Bases 391 to 1038 code for a protein of 215 amino acids. The transcript has 5 exons. The record is from RefSeq and is a predicted model, not a curated record.
UGGACCGGCCCCAGGUUGCCCAGGGGAUGGAGGUUAUGCCAGAAAGAGCAGCUCAUCCUCUCCUGAUCUACAAGGGAGCAUUUGGGGUUUGUAUCACCACUUUUGAAGGGUUACCCCAAGUCCUAGCAGCUUGCCUCCUCUCAUUUCAGCCGCCUGUGUCACCAGACAUGUACAGGAGUUUGUACAAGAGAGACUACCCGUGGUGCAAGCAGUACAAGCCACCCAACAAGGAGGACAUGCAGAAGCUGCAGAUUGCAGACUCCCAGCUAAAAGCCAAGGAGUUUGCCGUACCCCGUGAGGAGCGGGCGAUGAUCUACAGCAACAGAGUUGUCGGGGAGAGGAGAAAAGUCAUCCCAGCACCAAGCAGGAAAGCCAGCAGUCGUGCUACUGAUGCAGGAGGGAGGCAGGCAGAAGGCAGUGCCUCCAGCCCUAAAGCCUUGCAGCAGAGAAAGCACUUUACUUCGGCCCUUCCUGGUGCAGAAAUCUACCUGCCAAAGUACUACUCUGCCACCAAACUGGCAGCAACCCAGGCAGAGAAAUCGGAGAGGCUGCAGGCUCUUGCUGAGCGGGGAGAACGAGCUGUCUUAUUGCCAGCGUCUUCCAGCUGCUGCUCAGACUACUGGAACAGCAGGGAUGUUCCUGCGUAGGCAGAAGCUGGCCCCAGGCUGGGUCACCUACCAACAAUUCACCCAGGAGAUGUACCAGACAAGGCAGCAUGAUGCUCAGCAAAACAGGAACAUGAUCCUGGGCUCAUCUGUUUUCGUGGAAGAGUGCUUUGACUUUGACUGGAGAAGUACCUACAAAACAGAUUUCCAGCGCUGGCCAGGAGCCUAUGGUGGAUACUGUAGAGCAAAUAAGAGCCUUUCUCACAUUUUCCCUGAAGAUGAGCACUUAAACCAGAACCACUGGGUAUCUGAGUACAAGGACAGCUACAGCAUUUCCUUGCGGAGGCUGAACCGGUCAUCUCAAAUCCCUGCUGUGGGGCUGUACUCUGGGCUGUCCCCUCGGAAGAGGAUUGCAAUGGGGACAGCCCAGUGAGUGGUGCUACAG